AUUUUUACAUUUUAUAUAUUUAGUAUUAUAAAUCUUUAUAUAUUUUGCUGUAAAGUUGGUCAAACAUAGACAACCGUUGACUUUUUAAAAAACUAAUACACCUUAUAUUUAGGAAUGGAGGGAGUAUCAUAGGAAUCAUAGUAUAUACACACCGACAUGAAAAAACUAAAAAGACAACAAAACGCUAGUCUUUGCACAAAGAAACACUAGCUAAGAAAGAAAAAUACAACCAAGACCGAACUUGGCACCAAGGCCUAUCACAUGCCUCUGAUGCCACCAUAGGAAAAUAAAAAUAACGUAUCACCUCCUCGCCCGAGCUCGACGCGGCUUCAUUGCUAAUAUGCAGCUUUGCGGACCUACAAAGUGGCUCACCAAAGAUGAGACCAUUACCAUUGAACUACUCUGACCGGGGCAACACCUCGAACACGCCAUCGAACUCCAAAUCUAGCACUCCCGCCGGAGGAGGAAACCAUACAUGUCAUCCACGAACCCAACACACGAUCCACUAUCUUUCACAUGUCGUUGAUAAAGACUACAAUGUGCAUUCGCUCCUGGACUUCCUCCAAGCUCCACGUUGGUGCUGGAGCAAACACCGUCCCAACACCGGAGCCCGAAGACACAAGUCCACCACGAGGAUGCCGUCACAACCACUCCAUCCUUACUUGAACAUACUGGUAUUCAAAUUCAUCUCCAACCAUUGGACUGAUCGCAUCAUCAGGGAAGGAUCUGAAAAAUCUUUGUUUAGCACCAUCUUCGCUGCCGCCGAAGCCAGGUCGAUGAACAACAUACAAAAACUAGACUACGAGGGCCUAAAACGAUCCACGCGCGUGAAUCCUGUGACCCCCUUACCACUGACGACCGAGAUCGCCAGCAGAAGGGAGCCGCCGGAAGAAUGGCGGCAGACGGACUCCCCUGGCGGUGGGCAAGGGAGAUCGCUUUUUCUUUCUUCGGUUGGAAGAAUGAAAACUAGAAGACAGAAGCAGUCGACCCCGUUGGGCCAUGAGCUGCUGGGACAUCUUUCUUUGGAAUUAAAUUCGUAUGUCCCGUGGACUAGUGUUGCGUUGGGCACGUACGGUUAGGCGCCAUGACGAUGCAUUAGGUACGUACGUAUACACAUCUUUGUUUUCCAUCGAUCGUUCCUUUUCCAACAGUCCAACUCAAAUUAACACGUUCGUGGCUUUUCCUUCUUUUCCUGUUUGCUUUCCAUAUAAUAAUGCCUACCGGUAGCCGCCAUGGAUACGUACUCGAUCCUGCACAGGAGAGCUACAUGGCGCCACGGACACGCCGACGUAACAGCAUACGAGCACCAGCGCCGGAGACCGCGGCAAUAGUCACGCUCCCGACCGAUCUCCGGCUUGAGAUCGUGGCUCGCUCCGACUUCUCCACAAUCGUCCGUUGUGCUUCUUCGGCAAGACAUCCUCUCCCCGCCGUUCAUCCAGCGCAUCACACAGCAAACGGCUCCCUGCAUCGUUGUUGAUGUGUGCGACUACGGCAGGAAACCCCUCACCUUGGUGCACCCAGCUACGCCCGCUGCCGCGACCUUCUGCAACUGCAAGGACCACCUCUCACCCUUCAUGUUAUGUCGGAUGGCAAAGCUCCUUCGCAAGUAUAGACCGGAGUUCACACAGAAAUUUAGGCAUAAUUAGAAAUUUAGGCAUUGCAGGAGUAGAGUGGAUUAACAAGAUGGUGCACACAGACCUUAAUCAUUCAGCAUGGUUGAUGCUCAAUGUAAUGCCUGAUGACCGUGCUCUGAGAAUUGGCGUAGAUGAUUGUGACAUAGUUGAUAUUACAGAAGCUGCGGCAGCUAACAUAACUGGGAACAGAAUGGGUGGUUCAAAAACGAUUCCAGUUUCUGAAGGUGCCCCAAGCCAAAGUGAAAUCAAAGCUGUGCGAAGCAUACUGAAACUGUACGGCGUAACUGAAGAAAUAACAAUUUCUGAACUGGUCGCACUGUUGUUGGGAGAAAGUAAGAAGUGGGUGGAAUUAAAUUAUGAGGGCGCUGCACGCACAGAGAGAGCGUUUGCAAUGCUUUACCUUUCUAUUGCGCUUGGUCCUGUGGAGAGGAAAUGCUGUGUGAACAGGAAUUCAUAUAUGAUGGUGAUACUUCAUCCUGAUCUGAAUGAUGUCAAUUGGGGGAAAUAUGCUGUUGAUGAGAUAAUAAGCGGCGCCAGGAAACUGAACCGGGAGAAUGCACUGCUUAACAUAACACUACAUGGGUGCCCUGCUCUACCAGAGAUUCUUUAUUUCGACUCCGUCGACACAGGUUUCAUUCAACUAGAUCAGAAAGCAGUACCCAGGAUAAAGUACUACAACAAACAAAUCCUGAGUGCGCUUGUGAAGGCUAACAGCAAAGCAGAUGGUGGGCGCAUUACAUUUGGAUUAAUGAAGGAUCAAUCGAGAAUGUGUCAGCGAUCCCGAGACGGGCCAAGGGCCGACAGAAGAGAAGAGCAGGCCCAAGAGACAGCCUCGCCUUCCGGCUCGGCUAGCUGGGCCAGAAUGGGCCUAGAGUGUCGAACUACAAAUACCCUGAUCCAAGACAGAAGAGGCGGCGAAGAGGAUAACGACUAGGUGGCGUGUGUGGUGUGUGGCUCUUACGAGAGCAAUUCCUCUUGUAAUCCCUCCUUGUAGCUCGAAUCCAUGGCCAUGGCUAAAUACAAACCCUAGACUUCAGAAUCUGGCA
Molecule: messenger RNA, 2680 nt
Organism: Triticum dicoccoides
Lineage: Eukaryota; Viridiplantae; Streptophyta; Magnoliopsida; Poales; Poaceae
Exons: 3
Coding region: 1477-2568 (363 amino acids)
Source: RefSeq, a predicted model, not a curated record